UCAUACCGAUACGCAAUCCCCUUGUCAGUAUUGAUUUUUACUCAGAGAAACUUACUUACUCUAUGCAUUUUUCUCGCUAGGAGUAUUACUCAUAUCAAUAUCUUCUUUUAUCCAACUCGAUGUACUGCUACUACUACUUCCCCCUUUCUUUCCUUUCUCAAUCAUUACACUUGUAACUUCUCUUCUUCUCUAUUUUUAUGACAUAAUUUAACUAUGUCACCCUUAUGUAAUCCCCUCACUUCUCUCAUUUUCUCUCAAUCUUACAUCCAUUUCUUUAACUAACACACACAAAUUAUCAAUCAAAUACACAAAAUGCAAGGUUUUAGAGACUUAUAUUACCACCCAACUUUCAUCUACAGGGGAGAUGAAGGUAAUACGCGUAACAUACAAGAGCUUGAUCCUCCUGUUGUUUUCAACCAACAAGAUGUGGUUGAUUUAAGCCCAAGUGGUUUUUGUGGUCUAAGAUCAAGCAAUAACGUGAUCUUUUCUUCAAGUUUACCCUUAGGAGCAUCAAAUUCUAAUAAUUAUGGGGGUGCAUCAGAAAGAAGGGUGGUGGAAAGAGGGGAAGUGAUUGGAGAGAAAAAAGGGCAAUUAGAGUAUUGGGGUGAGAGUGGUGCAACUGCAAUGGCUGAUACAAGUCAACAGACUGAUACUUCUACAGAUGUUGAUACUGAUGACAAAACUCUGUAUGGCAUAGUUCAAAAUGGAGCAGUAAUGGACUCAACAGAUCAAUCCAAAGGAAAGAUAGAAGACCAAAAGACUCUUAGGAGACUUGCUCAAAAUCGAGAAGCUGCAAGAAAGAGUCGUUUGAGAAAGAAGGCAUAUGUACAGCAACUAGAGAACAGUAGAUUCAAGCUUUCACAAUUAGAACAAGAGCUUGAAAGAGCUCGUCAGCAGGGUUUUAUUGUCUCGGGUGUUGGAACUGAGCCUGGCCAUUCCUUGGGAACUAAUGGAGUUGUGGCAUUUGAUGUACAUUAUGGAGUAUGGCUUGAUAAGCAUCAAAAGUUGAUCAAUGACACAAGAUCAGCGCUAAACUCGCACCAUUCCGAUGAUGAACUUCAAGUUCUUGUUGAGAGUUUAAUGUCACAUUACGAUGAAUUAUUCCGAAUCAAAGGCAACGCAGCAAAGUCGGAUAUAUUCCACUUGCUGUCCGGCAUGUGGAAAACACCGGCUGAGAGGUGUUUCAUGUGGCUCGGUGGGUUUCGUUCCUCCGAAUAUCUCAAGAUACUAGUGAACCACCUUGAACCUCUGACUGAGCAGCAAUUGAUGGGAUUAUGCAAUCUACAGCAAUCUGCACAACAAGCUGAGGACGCGUUGUCUCAAGGAAUGGAAGCGCUGCAACAGUCUCUGGUCGAUACGCUUUCUGCAAACUGUCUCGGUCCUUGUAGUUCCGGUGUUGUUGCUGAUUACAUGGGUCAAAUGGCGAUGGCUAUGGGCAAGCUUGCUACACUCGAGAACUUUGUUCACCAGGCCGAACUUUUGAGGCAGCAGACUUUGCAACAAAUGCACCGAAUUUUGACUACCCGUCAAGCAGCUCGAGCACUCCUAGUUAUUCAUGAUUAUAGUACACGUCUAAGGGCACUAAGCUCUCUCUGGCUAGCCCGUCCCAAGAGCUGCAACACUUAAUACUUAUCGGUUGAUGUUAUCAGUAUCUUCUUUCUUAUCGCUGUUAAUCGAAAGGCGAGAUGGGUUUCUAGAUCAAACACUGACGCUACUGAUUUGUAGGUGAGGUUCCUAAUGUAGUAUGGUUAUUAUGAAAGUAAUUUACUAUAUAGAAGGCUUCUAAGGGACUACUAUGUAUUGCUUACGAGGAACUGUGUAUUAUAUGUCACAACAAGUAGAUGUUUUCCUUCAACAACUAUUUAUUUUCCUUUUUCUACCAUUGUGAAAAAGAAAAAGUUUUGACUAUAAAAUAUACAGGAACCACUAAGAUAACCACUUUUACUUAAAUUUAU
Molecule: messenger RNA, 1955 nt
Organism: Amaranthus tricolor (Joseph's coat)
Lineage: Eukaryota; Viridiplantae; Streptophyta; Magnoliopsida; Caryophyllales; Amaranthaceae
Product: transcription factor TGA2-like
Exons: 11
Coding region: 313-1626 (437 amino acids)
Biological process (GO): DNA-templated transcription; regulation of DNA-templated transcription
Molecular function (GO): DNA-binding transcription factor activity; sequence-specific DNA binding
Source: RefSeq, a predicted model, not a curated record